AUGUCCGCCGCCAAAUCUCGCGCCCAGCAGCUCAUCAACGACAACGCUGUUGUUGUCUUCUCCAAGUCUUACUGCCCCUACUGUGACUCCUCGAAGAAGCUCCUCGAUGGCUUGAACGCCAAGUACACUACUCUUGAGCUGGACCUUGAGGAAGAGGGGUCUGCUAUCCAGGCUGCCCUCGCUGAGAUCUCCGGCCAGCGCACCGUCCCCAACAUCUUCAUCCAGAAGAACCACAUCGGUGGUAACUCCGACCUCCAGGCCAAGACCGACCUGAAGGAGCUUUUGCAAGCCGCCGGUGCCGUUUAA
Messenger RNA from Penicillium antarcticum, 306 nucleotides. RefSeq names its product glutaredoxin. The transcript is spliced from 2 exons. Gene Ontology annotation, biological process: cellular response to oxidative stress. Lineage: Eukaryota; Fungi; Ascomycota; Eurotiomycetes; Eurotiales; Aspergillaceae. Gene Ontology annotation, molecular function: glutathione disulfide oxidoreductase activity. Bases 1 to 306 code for a protein of 101 amino acids. The record is from RefSeq and is a predicted model, not a curated record. Gene Ontology annotation, cellular component: cytoplasm; nucleus.